AUGACAUCCUUUAUCUCCUCGCGGCCACGGGCAAGGCCAGCGCACACACAGGGGAUUACACGUUGCGCAUAUACCCCCGACGGUACUAAGCUGGUCACAGUUGGCUCCAAUAAUCUCAUUCGUGUCUACAAGACGGGCUCCGAUGGCGAACCCGACAACAUCGAUGACUGCCAGGAACAGAACCUAGCCGUGUCCGCGAGUAACACCUUCUUCAUCGCCGGAGCCGAAGAUGGCACUGUCAGCUAUUACAUUCUCGCCGCCACUCCGAAUGCCACGAGCAUGUUCGACAAGUUUCUGCUUCGCACCUCCAUGCCCGUCCGCGAUGUCGCCAUCUCGCCCGAUAACAAGUGGUGCGCCGUGGCCAGUGACGAGCUGACCGUCAAGCUGGUCGGCAUUCAAGACAACACCCAGCUGCUCACAUUGAAGGAGCAUGGCAAGCCGACCAAGCACCUGUCGUUCGACCCCAAGGGCAGCAUGCUAGCCCUGUCGUGUACCGAUGGAGUCGUCUAUGUCUACUCCCUGACGGCGGAGCACCCCGAGCUCAUUCGCAAGGUGGACGGCAUCAUCGGCCGGAUGGAGACCGAGUCAGAGGCCUCGUGCAAGGUGGCAUGGCAUCCCGACGGGCGGGCAUUUGCGGUGCCGACUCCAACGAGGGAUAUUCAGGUCGUAUCCAAGAACGACUGGGAGAAGCAGCGCGCCUUUUCCAAGGGGCAUGACGGGGACAUCACUGCUGUGGCCUGGUCACCAAACGGCGCCCUGCUCGCGACGGCGGGCAAGGACAAAAAGCUGCUGAUCUGGUCCACCAAGGACCAGACCGUUCUCGCGAGAUAUGAGUACCCGAAUGUCGUUGACAUUGCUUGGCACCCAACCAAGAACUUGGCCUCUUUCACCACGUUGGACGGUCAAGUCUUCAUCUGCGAGGAGUUUAUCUCGGAGCAGUUUGCUUCAAUGCUCAGGCUGCCCCAACAGCCUGCCCCUUUUAUCCAUGAUCCUCUCGCCGAUAUUGGCGCCAACAACAGGAGGCCAGAGCCCAAUGGGGCGAACCUGCCCUCUCGACCUCGGCGGGGUUCCAUCGACAGUUUGGAUGACUUGUUGGAUGAUGAUAAUUUUGGGGACGAGGAUGACGGUUUCGUGGUUGACGAUGAUGGCGCAGGAUACACGCUCAAUGCGGCUCAAAAACGCCCAGCUGAUGAUGACCUUCUCGGGCAACGUCCUAGCAAACGCGGGAACUUUGUCCAACCACAAGUUCAUCGGGCCUUCCAGCCUGGUGCAACCCCCUGGCGUGGAAACCGCAAGUACCUGUGUUUGAACCUGAUCGGCUUCAUAUGGACAGUGGAUCAAGACUCACACCACACGGUUACGGUGGAGUUUUACGAUCAUGAGUUUCACAGGGACUUCCACUUUACCGACACCUUUCUCUACGACCAGGCGUGCCUGAACGAGAAAGGCGCGCUGUUUUCAUGCCCGCCCAAAGACGAUGCUCCAGCGGUGCUCUUCUAUCGCCCGCACGAGACCUGGACCCAGCGGACCGACUGGCGCAUCGAGCUGCCCAAGGGCGAAGCGGUCCUAGCCAUGUCGCUCAGCGAUAGGUUUAUUACUGUCACAACAACGGGGAAUUAUGUAAGGAUAUACACGCUCUUUGGUAUUCCCUAUCGGGUGUACCGGCCCAAGAGCACGCCCGCCGUCUCGUGUGCGAGCUGGGGGGAUUAUGUCCUGACCAUGGGCAACGGCCCCGUUGGUGCGGAUGGCAUGUGCCGGUUGCUGUACACCAUUGAGAACAUCAAGCGGGACGAGAUCUGCCAAAAUGAAGACACGGUCGCACUACCUGAAGGAGCGACUGUCAAGAGCGUCUUCUUCUCAGACAGCGGGGACCCCUGCAUCUACGAUUCAACGGGCACACUCCUAACUCUUCUCCACUGGCGCGAGCCAUCCCGCGCCUCCUGGAUCCCGCUCCUCGACACCAAGCUCCUCCCGCGACUCGCCUCGGGACGCAAAAACGAAACCUACUUCCCCAUCGCCGUCGCCGACAACAAAUUCCACUGCAUCAUCCUCAAAGGCGGCGAUCAAUACCCCUAUUUCCCGCGCCCCCUGCUCUCCGAGUUCGAGUUCUCCAUCCCGCUCGUCUCAGCCCCUCCACCCAAGAAAAACAAAAAGACAAAAACCGCCAAAAACCGCGGCGACGACUUCGACGAGGACAUGCUCUCAGGCGACGAACCCCCGUCCUCCCCAGAACCCGAAGACGACGACGACGACCCCGCCACGGGCGACGCGGAAACCCUCGCCCUCACGCAGACCUACCUGCAAAAGUCCGUGCAGUGCGCCCAGCUCGCCGACCAGCUCUCCACAUCACGGGGCACGGCGUCGCAGCGGGCGCGGCUGGCGCGCCUGCAGCUGGACGUCGACAAAGCGCUGCUGCAGAUGCUGGCGGUCGAGUGUCGCGAGAGCGGCGAGGACCGCGGCAUGCGCGCCCUCGAGAUGGUGCAGCUCAUGCGCGAUCGCUCCGGCAGGAUGUUGGAGGCCGCUGGGAAGGUCGCGGAGCGGUAUGGAAGGGCGGUGUUGGGGGGGAAGAUUAGGGAGUUGGGGGAGUUGGGGGGUGAAGAUGAGGAGGAGGGGGAUGGGGACGGGGAUGUGUUUGGUUGA
This is a messenger RNA of Chaetomium globosum CBS 148.51, 2640 nucleotides long. RefSeq lists its product as uncharacterized. Gene Ontology annotation, molecular function: chromatin binding; protein binding. Gene Ontology annotation, biological process: DNA-templated DNA replication; DNA repair; mitotic cell cycle. The coding region runs from base 1 to 2640 and encodes 879 amino acids. The record is from RefSeq and is a predicted model, not a curated record. Lineage: Eukaryota; Fungi; Ascomycota; Sordariomycetes; Sordariales; Chaetomiaceae. The transcript has 2 exons. Gene Ontology annotation, cellular component: nuclear replication fork.